Molecule: messenger RNA, 1502 nt
Organism: Papilio machaon (common yellow swallowtail)
Lineage: Eukaryota; Metazoa; Arthropoda; Insecta; Lepidoptera; Papilionidae
Gene: temp
Product: protein prenyltransferase alpha subunit repeat-containing protein 1
Exons: 3
Coding region: 93-1427 (444 amino acids)
Biological process (GO): protein prenylation
Cellular component (GO): cytoplasm
Molecular function (GO): protein prenyltransferase activity
Source: RefSeq, a predicted model, not a curated record
GGUACGUAAACAUUAAAAUGGGUUAGAAUUGUUGUUUACAUAAAACUGUAUUGAAUUUUAUAAAAUCAAGUAAUCAAGAUAACAUUAUUAAAAUGGAAGACGAUAAAUUUGCUUUAGUAGAGAGAAUAAUCAAAGAUAUUCAUGCGGUAUUUUCAAGAAUUGCUGAGUUACGAUCCUUCGAUAUUGUUCCUGUGGAUACAAACUUCAGAAACAAGUCACCUGUUCUGUAUUUAGAAAAUUGUCUCGGUUUAGAAUCUUGGUGUAUCAAGCAUGUUUACAUGUACUGCUAUUCUGAAGUCAUGGAUAGAUAUUGUCCUAAGGGAAGACGUAAAGUAUUCAAGGUUUCAUCACUGAAUUCUGAUCGUAUGAUUAAGUUACUGAAUGUAACACUUUUGCUUAAUCCAGACUUAAGUACGUUAUGGAAUAAACGUCGUAUGUUAGUAGAGAAAUCUAUGUUAGACAAUUAUAACGAAUUACAUUUCACAAGAUUAGUAAUAUCAAGGAAACCAAAAUGCAAUGAUGCCUUUGCAUACAGGAGAUGGCUUCUGAAUAUUAUAUUUGCAGAUAAGUCAUUGCAAAUAAACAGUAUUAGAGAUGUGAUAAAUGAAGAGUUUAACAUUUGUACCCAAGCAUCGGACAGGAGUCCAAACAAUUAUCACAGUUGGAAUCAUCGUAUGUGGUUUGUAAACAAACUAAAGACAUUAGAUAAUCCGUUAUUCGAUAUAAACAAUCAAUACAUAAAGGAAUAUAAUUUUUCCGAGCAAUGGACAGCUAAGAAUGUCUCAGAUUACAGCUGUUUUCAUUACCGACAAUUUUGUAUAAAAAAUAAUUAUUCACUGAAUGAAGAAUCAUGGAAGAAAUUCACAACAAAUCUUAACUUAAGAAAAGUUCUUGUGAAGAUUCUAGCCACUAACUUUCCGAUUGAUUCAACUAUACAAGUAUCUGAAGAAGAUUUGUUAGCAUAUUCUGAAAGUAAUUUAGUUAAUUUAUUAUUGUAUCAUACAGUUAAGAACUGUUCUUGUAUAUUAGACAAUGUUUACAUAUGUCGAAAAUUGGAAAUAAUUUUCCAUGAACUGGCAAUUAAUAAUGAAUUAAUACAGUUUUAUAAACAACAUGAAACUUUGUGGUAUCACAGAAGAUUUAUUGUGCAUGAAAUUAUUGAAAUUAUUUAUGAACACUUUAGUUUGACAAAGAGUAAUGGAGUUCUGGUUAGAAAUACAUGUAAGAAAUGUACUUAUGACGAACGACAGAAGCAAGCUAAGACAGUGAGAUAUGACACAAACUGUAUCUACUCAAGUGUCCUCUUCAAUGUAAUGUUGACACAUGAAAAAAAGUUUAUAGAAGAAAUGAGAAAUAAUUUAGAUAACUAUGCGGAUCGACAUGAGAAGUAUCUUAAAUUUGUUGAAGGCUUUCACCAUGUUAUGUGAAAAGAUAUUCCAUAGAUUUUAACAUGUUUUUAUCCAGUUUUUACUGAAGAAACUUUACUAAAACAUAUUGCUGUC